UCUGAGCUGGAUGAAGAAUGAUGAGCAAUGUUCUGUGAUGGUGCCCGAGAUGCGUGGACUGAGCCCAGGCCGCAGGCUGCCCGAGCCCGCCCCCUGCCCGGCUGCGGGCGGGAGCCCUGAGCCGGGGCCCGCGGGCCGCCUCCGCCGCCACGUCCUGGCCCUGCCCGAGGAGGAGGCAUGGCGGCCCCAGCAGUGCGCCCUGCUCGAGGCCGACGCCUCGGACGAGGUGGGCAUGCUGCCGGUCUCCCCGCGCGCCGCCGCCGCCGGCUUCGACAACUUCUUCCCGGUGCAGGAGGGCGAGGGCCCGGGCUGGGAGGGCAGCUCCAGCCCCUUCCUCCCCGUGAGCCCCGAGGUGAUGAAGCGGCGGCGCGGCGGCCUCAUCGAGCAGCGCGACAUCAUCAAGGCCCACGAGGCGCACAAGAUGCAGAGCACCCCGCAGGCCCGGCGCAAGGAGUGGGAGAUGGCUCGCUUCGGGGAGGCGGUGGUCGGCAGGCCCGGGUCAGGCGAUGGAGACUCGGACCAGAGCAGGAACCGGCAAGGAACCCCCGUGCCUGCCUCGGGGCCGGCGGCCGCCUACAAGCAGUCGAAAGCGCAGAGGGCGCGGACUAUGGCUUUGUACAACCCCAUUCCCGUCCGGCAGAACUGUUUCACCGUCAACAGAUCCCUGUUCAUCUUCGGAGAAGAUAACAUUGUCAGGAAAUACGCCAAGAAGCUCAUCGAUUGGCCGCCAUUUGAGUACAUGAUCCUGGCCACCAUCAUUGCCAACUGCAUCGUCUUGGCCCUGGAGCAGCACCUUCCUGAGGAUGACAAGACCCCAAUGUCCCGCAGACUGGAGAAGACAGAACCAUAUUUCAUUGGGAUCUUUUGCUUUGAAGCUGGCAUCAAAAUCGUGGCCCUGGGGUUCAUCUUCCAUAAGGGCUCGUACCUCCGCAAUGGCUGGAAUGUCAUGGACUUCAUUGUGGUCCUCAGUGGCAUCCUGGCCACCGCGGGAACCCACUUCAAUACACACGUGGACCUGAGGACCCUCCGGGCCGUGCGUGUCCUGAGGCCCCUGAAGCUCGUGUCAGGCAUUCCUAGCCUGCAGAUUGUGUUGAAGUCCAUCAUGAAGGCCAUGGUGCCUCUUCUGCAGAUUGGCCUUCUGCUCUUCUUUGCCAUCCUGAUGUUUGCUAUCAUUGGCUUGGAGUUCUACAGUGGGAAGUUGCACCGAGCAUGCUUCAUGAACAAUUCAGGUAUUCUAGAAGGAUUUGACCCCCCUCACCCAUGUGGCGUGCAGGGCUGCCCAGCUGGUUAUGAAUGCAGGGACUGGAUUGGCCCCAACGAUGGGAUCACCCAGUUUGAUAACAUCCUUUUUGCUGUGCUGACUGUCUUCCAGUGCAUCACCAUGGAAGGGUGGACCACCGUGCUGUACAAUACCAAUGAUGCCUUAGGAGCCACCUGGAAUUGGCUGUACUUCAUCCCCCUCAUCAUCAUUGGAUCCUUCUUUGUUCUCAACCUAGUCCUGGGAGUGCUUUCUGGGGAAUUUGCCAAAGAGAGAGAGAGAGUGGAGAACCGGAGAGCUUUCAUGAAACUGCGGCGCCAGCAGCAGAUUGAGCGCGAGCUGAACGGGUACCGCGCCUGGAUAGACAAAGCAGAGGAAGUCAUGCUUGCUGAAGAAAAUAAAAAUGCUGGGACGUCAGCCUUAGAAGUGCUUCGAAGGGCAACAAUCAAAAGGAGCAGAACGGAGGCUAUGACUCGAGACUCCAGCGACGAGCACUGUGUCGAUAUCUCCUCUGUGGGCACACCUCUUGCCCGAGCCAGCAUCAAGAGUGCCAAAGUGGACGGGGCCUCCUAUUUCCGGCACAAGGAAAGGCUUCUGCGCAUUUCUAUCCGCCACAUGGUUAAAUCCCAGGUGUUUUACUGGAUUGUGCUGAGCCUUGUGGCUCUUAACACCGCCUGUGUGGCCAUCGUCCAUCAUAACCAGCCCCAGUGGCUCACCCACCUCCUCUACUAUGCAGAAUUUUUGUUUCUGGGGCUCUUCCUCUUGGAGAUGUCCCUGAAGAUGUACGGCAUGGGGCCCCGCCUUUAUUUUCACUCUUCAUUCAACUGCUUUGAUUUUGGGGUCACAGUGGGCAGUAUCUUCGAAGUGGUCUGGGCAAUCUUCAGACCUGGUACAUCUUUUGGAAUCAGUGUCUUACGAGCUCUCCGGCUUCUAAGAAUAUUUAAAAUAACCAAGUACUGGGCAUCCCUACGGAAUUUGGUGGUCUCCUUGAUGAGUUCCAUGAAGUCGAUCAUCAGUUUGCUCUUCCUCCUCUUCCUCUUCAUCGUUGUCUUUGCUCUUCUAGGAAUGCAGCUGUUUGGAGGCAGGUUUAAUUUUAAUGAUGGGACUCCUUCAGCAAACUUUGACACCUUCCCAGCAGCCAUCAUGACUGUAUUCCAGAUCCUGACGGGUGAGGACUGGAAUGAGGUGAUGUACAAUGGGAUCCGCUCCCAGGGCGGGGUCAGCUCAGGCAUGUGGUCGGCUAUCUACUUCAUUGUGCUCACCUUGUUUGGAAACUACACGCUGCUGAAUGUGUUCUUGGCCAUUGCUGUGGACAAUCUGGCCAAUGCCCAGGAGCUGACCAAGGAUGAGCAGGAAGAAGAGGAGGCCUUCAACCAGAAACACGCACUGCAGAAGGCCAAGGAGGUCAGCCCGAUGUCCGCACCCAACAUGCCAUCUAUCGAAAGAGACAGAAGGAGAAGACACCACAUGUCGAUGUGGGAGCCACGCAGCAGCCACCUGAGGGAGCGGAGGCGCCGACACCACAUGUCGGUGUGGGAGCAGCGCACCAGCCAGCUGAGAAGGCACAUGCAGAUGUCCAGCCAGGAGGCUCUCAAUAAAGAGGAGGCCCCGCCAAUGAACCCCCUCAACCCUCUCAACCCACUGAGCCCCCUCAACCCACUCAACGCCCACCCCAGCCUCUACCGGAGAUCAAGGCCCAUUGAGGGCCUGGCCCUGGGCCUGGGCCUGGAGAAGUGCGAGGAGGAACGCAUCAGCCGUGGCGGAUCCCUCAAGGGGGAUGGAGGGGAUCUCUCGAGUGCCCUGGACAAUCAGAGGAGCCCCUUGUCUCUGGGCAAACGGGAGCCGCCGUGGCUGUCCAGGCCCUGUCAUGGGAACUGUGACCCGACCCAGCAGGAGGCUGGGGGAGGGGAGACCGUGGUGACCUUCGAGGACCGGGCCAGGCACCGGCAGAGCCAGCGGCGCAGCCGGCACCGCCGCGUGCGGACAGAAGGCAAGGAGCCCACCUCCACCUCCCGGAGCAGGUCUGCCAGCCAGGAGCGGAGUCUGGAUGAAGGGGUGUCUACCGAGGGGGAGAAGGACUGUGAGCCCAGGGGCAGCCAUGGGGUCAAGGAACCCACAAUCCAGGAAGAAGAGCGAGCCCGGGAUUUAAGGAGGACUAACAGUCUGUUGGUGUCCAGAGGCUCUGGGCUGGCAGGAGCCCUCGAUGAGGCCAACACACCCCUAGUCCUGCCCCAACCCGAGCUGGAAGUGGGGAAGGAUGCAGCGCUGACAGAGCAGGAGCCGGAGGGCAGCAGUGAGCAAGCCCUGCUGGGGGACGUGCAUCUGGACAUGGGCCGGGCCAUCAGCCAGAGUGAGCCUGACCUCUCCUGCUCCACAGCCAACACAGAUAAGGCCGCCACUGAGAGCACCAGCGUCACUGUUGCCAUCCCUGACGUGGGCCCCUUGGUGGACUCUACAGUGGUGCACAUUAGCAACAAGACGGAUGGAGAAGCCAGUCCCCUGAAGGAGGCGGAGAUCAAAGAGGAGGAGGAGGAGGAGGUGGAGAAGAAGCAGCAGAAGAAGGAGAAGCGUGAGACGGGCAAAGCCAUGGUGCCCCACAGCUCUAUGUUCAUCUUCAGCACCACCAACCCGAUUCGCAGGGCCUGCCACUACAUCGUGAACCUGCGCUACUUUGAGAUGUGCAUUCUCCUGGUCAUCGCAGCCAGCAGCAUUGCCCUGGCAGCCGAGGACCCUGUCCUGACCAACUCGGAGCGCAACAAAGUCCUGAGGUAUUUUGACUAUGUUUUCACUGGCGUGUUCACCUUCGAGAUGGUUAUAAAGAUGAUAGACCAGGGCUUGAUCCUGCAGGAUGGGUCCUACUUCCGAGACCUGUGGAACAUCCUGGACUUUGUGGUGGUAGUUGGCGCAUUGGUGGCCUUUGCUUUGGCAACCAACAAGGGGCGGGACAUCAAGACCAUCAAGUCUUUGCGGGUGCUCCGAGUUCUGAGGCCACUGAAGACCAUCAAGCGCUUGCCCAAGCUUAAGGCUGUGUUCGACUGUGUGGUGACCUCCUUGAAAAACGUCUUCAACAUCCUCAUCGUCUACAAGCUCUUCAUGUUCAUCUUUGCUGUCAUCGCAGUUCAGCUUUUCAAGGGAAAGUUCUUUUAUUGCACGGACAGUUCCAAGGACACCGAGAAAGAGUGCAUAGGCAACUAUGUAGAUCAUGAGAAAAACAAGAUGGAGGUCAAAGGCCGAGAAUGGAAGCGCCAUGAGUUCCACUAUGACAACAUUAUCUGGGCCCUGCUGACCCUCUUCACUGUCUCCACGGGGGAAGGAUGGCCUCAAGUUUUGCAACAUUCUGUUGAUGUGACAGAGGAAGACCGAGGCCCAAGCCGCAGCAACCGCAUGGAGAUGUCCAUCUUUUACGUGGUCUAUUUUGUAGUCUUCCCUUUCUUCUUUGUCAAUAUCUUUGUGGCUCUCAUUAUCAUCACCUUCCAGGAGCAAGGUGACAAGAUGAUGGAGGAGUGCAGCCUGGAGAAGAAUGAGAGGGCGUGUAUCGACUUCGCCAUCAGUGCCAAACCCCUUACCCGCUACAUGCCGCAGAACAGGCACACCUUCCAGUACCGUGUCUGGCACUUUGUGGUAUCCCCAUCCUUUGAGUACACCAUCAUGGCCAUGAUCGCCUUGAACACCAUCGUGCUGAUGAUGAAGUACUACUCUGCUCCCUGUACCUAUGAACUGGCCCUGAAGUACCUGAACAUCGCCUUCACCAUGGUGUUUUCCCUGGAAUGUGUCCUAAAGAUCAUUGCAUUUGGCUUCUUGAACUAUUUCCGAGACACCUGGAAUAUCUUUGACUUCAUCACCGUGAUCGGAAGCAUCACAGAAAUUAUUCUGACAGACAGCAAGCUGGUGAACACCAGUGGCUUCAAUAUGAGCUUUCUGAAGCUCUUCCGAGCCGCCCGCCUCAUCAAGCUUCUGCGUCAGGGCUACACCAUCCGUAUUUUACUUUGGACCUUCGUCCAGUCCUUUAAGGCCCUGCCCUACGUCUGCCUUUUGAUUGCCAUGCUUUUCUUCAUCUACGCCAUCAUUGGGAUGCAGGUAUUUGGAAACAUAAAAUUAGAUGAGGAGAGUCACAUCAACCGGCACAACAACUUCCGGAGUUUCUUUGGGUCGCUCAUGUUACUCUUCAGGAGUGCCACAGGUGAGGCCUGGCAGGAGAUCAUGCUGUCGUGCCUCGGGGAGAAAGGCUGUGAGCCGGACACCACCGCACCCUCAGGGCAGAACGAGAAUGAGCGUUGCGGCACUGAUCUUGCCUACGUUUACUUUGUCUCUUUCAUCUUCUUCUGCUCCUUCUUGAUGCUCAACCUGUUUGUGGCUGUCAUCAUGGACAACUUUGAGUACCUGACUCGGGAUUCGUCUAUCCUGGGGCCUCACCACUUGGACGAGUUUGUCCGUGUCUGGGCAGAAUAUGACAGAGCUGCAUGUGGCCGCAUCCAUUACACUGAGAUGUAUGAAAUGCUGACUCUCAUGUCACCACCGCUAGGCCUCGGCAAGAGAUGUCCCUCCAAAGUGGCAUAUAAGAGGUUGGUCCUGAUGAACAUGCCAGUGGCUGAAGACAUGACAGUCCACUUCACCUCCACACUUAUGGCUCUGAUCCGGACAGCUCUGGAUAUCAAAAUUGCCAAAGGUGGUGCAGACAGGCAGCAGCUAGACGCAGAGCUACAAAAGGAAACCCUGGCCAUUUGGCCUCACCUGUCCCAGAAGAUGCUGGAUCUGCUGGUGCCCAUGCCCAAAGCCUCUGACCUGACUGUGGGCAAAAUCUAUGCAGCAAUGAUGAUCAUGGACUACUAUAAACAGAGUAAGGUGAAGAAGCAAAGGCAGCAGCUGGAGGAACAGAAAAACGCACCCAUGUUCCAGCGCAUGGAGCCCUCAUCUCUGCCUCAGGAGAUCAUCGCUAAUGCCAAAGCCCUGCCUUAUCUCCAGCAGGACCCCGUCUCAGGCCUGAGUGGCCAUAGUGGAUACCCUUCGAUGAGUCCACUCUCCCCCCAGGAAAUAUUCCAGUUGGCUUGUAUGGACCCAGCAGAUGACGGACAGUUCCAGGAACAGCAGUCUCUGGAGCCAGAGGUUAGUGAAUUUAAAAGCGUGCAGCCCUCUAACCAUGGCAUCUACCUUCCUUCGGACACCCAGGAGCAUGCGGGAUCUGGGAGGGCAUCCUCUAUGCCACGCCUGACUGUGGAUCCCCAGGUGGUGACAGACCCCAGCUCCAUGAGACGAUCAUUUUCCACUAUUCGGGAUAAGCGUUCCAAUUCCUCAUGGUUGGAGGAAUUCUCCAUGGAACGAAGCAGUGAAAACACCUACAAGUCACGUCGCCGGAGUUACCACUCCUCCCUCAGGCUGUCAGCCCAUCGCCUGAACUCUGACUCAGGCCACAAGUCCGACACCCACCGCUCAGGGGGCAGAGAGCGGGGACGAUCGAAAGAGCGAAAGCAUCUUCUCUCUCCUGAUGUCUCCCGCUGCAACUCAGAGGAGCGAGGGACCCAGGCCGACUGGGAGUCCCCAGAGCGUCGUCAGUCCAGGUCUCCCAGUGAGGGCAGGUCACAGACCCCCAACAGACAGGGCACGGGCUCCCUGAGUGAAAGCUCCAUCCCCUCCGUCUCUGACACCAGCACCCCAAGACGGAGUCGUCGGCAGCUCCCACCAGUCCCUCCUAAGCCUCGGCCCCUCCUCUCCUACAGCUCCCUGAUACGACAACACACCGGGAGCAUCUCGCCACCCGCUAAUGGGAGUGAGGGUGGCUCCCCACUGGCCUCCCAAGCUCUGGAGAGCAACGACGCUAUCCUGACCGAGUCUUCCAACUCCCGGCACGCACAGCAGGGCCCACACUCCUCCCCACAGCGCUACAUCUCCGAGCCCUACCUGGCCCUGCACGAAGACUCCCAUGCCUCGGACUGUGGCGAGGAGGAGACGCUUACCUUUGAAGCAGCUGUGGCUACCAGCCUGGGCCGUUCCAACACCAUCGGCUCAGCCCCGCCCCUGCGGCACAGCUGGCAGAUGCCUAAUGGGCACUAUCGGCGGCGGAGGCGUGGGGGGCCUGGGCCAGGCGUGAUGUGUGGAGCUGUCAGCGACCUCCUGAGCGACACGGAAGAAGACGACAGAUGCUAGAGGCUGCUCCCCCCUCCGAUGCAUGCUCUUCUCUCACACGGAGAAAACCAAGACCGAAUUGGGAAGCCAGUGCGGCCCGGGGGGGAGGAAGAGGGAGGAGGAAGAUGGAAGGACACCAUGCAUUAUCAGAGAAGAAGGAAAGGACAAAAGGAAAACCAGUCAAACCCACCAAAUUGCUUUAUUUCCCUUUGCAAGACGGGCACUGCCAUAGUUCUGCCUCUUUGCUGGGGAAAGAAAAUACCGGAUGGUUAUUCCCAUGGGAGAAGAGACACAAGGAUGGCUUUGCUUCCCCUUGCCCCUUCCCACUUUUCUAAAAGCCGUGGAGGGAUUGAGCUGGCCUGUGUCUACGCCCAUUGCCCUGAGAAGCCUGGAAGACUUUCUGGCUCUUAAGUGGGGAGCCGUGGAGACUCGGAGGGGAAUCUCCUCCCUCACCAGCUCUUGCUCUUCAGCCAGCACCACUGCCACCAGGGCAACUGCAGCAGCAUCUCAUGCGUUAUCUUGUGGCUUGCUUCCCCCAAAGAAGCGCAGGCUAAGUUCAGGAGCAUUGGAUGCCAGGGGGAGGAGGCGGGGAGGGAGGGAGGAAAGAGCUGAAGUGGAAGGGGUCAGGGUGCUGUGGUAGC
Messenger RNA from Equus quagga, 8019 nucleotides. It is a transcript of the gene CACNA1E, whose product is annotated as calcium voltage-gated channel subunit alpha1 E. The record is from RefSeq and is a predicted model, not a curated record. Gene Ontology annotation, cellular component: voltage-gated calcium channel complex; neuronal cell body; membrane. The transcript has 49 exons. NCBI's taxonomy places the organism in Eukaryota, Metazoa, Chordata, Mammalia, Perissodactyla, Equidae. Gene Ontology annotation, molecular function: high voltage-gated calcium channel activity; calcium ion binding. The coding region runs from base 11 to 7399 and encodes 2462 amino acids. Gene Ontology annotation, biological process: chemical synaptic transmission; calcium ion import across plasma membrane.